AUGGUGUCCAAAUGUGUUAACUGUAAGAAAAGUAUAACGAAAAAGUUGCCCGGUUUGGAGUGCAUUAAGUGUGGUAUGCUAGUUCAUGGCAAAAAUGAAUGUGCAGGAUUGACAAAUAAGCAAUUGGCAGCAUUAAAAGCAGCAGAAAAUUUGGAAUGGACGUGCAACGCUUGCGCCAACUCGCCGUUCAGGAAAAGUUCAUUUAUCGUGCCCUCUGACGAUGAAGAAGAAGAAGAUCCUGUCGAUUCAGACAAUGGACUCUCACUGGACUCGAAACGCUUCAUGUCAAAGAUAACAAAAGAAAUGGAAAAAAUUCUAAAGAAAGAACUAGAAGAAACCAACCGCUCCAUGCAAUUUCUUAGUGACAAGGUGGAAGAAUGUCUUGAUAGUAUUGAAGUGUUCAAAGAAAGAAUUAAAGAAAUGGAAAAUAAAAAUUACGACCUUACAAACAGGAAUAAAUAUCUAGAAAACAGGAUGAGUGCAGUGGAACAACGGCUUAUGGAUAUGGAACAAGAUAGGCUUAGUAAAAAAGUCGAAAUAUCAGGGAUUCCAGAAAUUGAAACUGAAAAUAUACAAGAGAUAAUUACUAACACGGCUGAGAAACUUCAUUUAAAUAGAAACGACAUCGAAACAGCAAACUGGACGCGUACCGGGAAAUUAAAAAUUAUUUGUUUGGACAUGAAAACUAAAGACACGAAAAUAAAAUGGCUAACAGCAGCAAAAAAUAUUUCACUUACUCUAGGCGAAAUUAUUACGUGCAAGGAUUCGAAAAUUUCGACGAAUAAAAUAUAUAUCCGAGAGGCCCUAACACCAUUUAUUAAAAAUUUACUAUGGAAAGCCAAACAAGAACUAAAAGACAGGUAUAGAUAUAUAUGGUGCAAAAAUGGUAGAAUUUAUGCUCGCAAAACCGAUAAAAGUGAGUUACUUUAUAUUAGGUCUGAAUCAGACAUAAUGAGCAUUAAAAAAAUACCCAAUUAG
This is a messenger RNA of Pararge aegeria (speckled wood butterfly), 978 nucleotides long. RefSeq lists its product as uncharacterized. Bases 1 to 978 code for a protein of 325 amino acids. NCBI's taxonomy places the organism in Eukaryota, Metazoa, Arthropoda, Insecta, Lepidoptera, Nymphalidae. The transcript has a single exon. The record is from RefSeq and is a predicted model, not a curated record.